AUGGUUAUAUACCUCAAUAAGCAGCGCCGGGCACAUCCUGGGAUAACGUUGACGGAUACGCAAAAGGACAACUCAUUAAGAGCUGCUCAGCUCAUGUUUCAUAAACAUUCAACAUUAGAAGAUGCAAAAAGACUGCCCGCUAUAGCUGUACGAUCGGGGACUCCUCCUCCCCAGAAAAAGAUUAACUACGUUACAAAUAAGAACUCUGGGAUGAAAUAUGUGGUCAUGAAUAGUAAGCCAACUUUAGCAAAGGUGCCCUCGACGCCGCAUUCUACGGGAAUCGAUGCCAAGAAAGCAGCAAUGCAGGCUCAACAAAAGAUAUCGGAAAAUCAAGAAGCUGUUUCUCAAACUAAGAACUCUAAAUACACGAGUCAGUUGAACUCAACUAGAGCUGCUACUCUAGCACAGAGUUGGUCUGAUGAGCAAGAAAGAGAAACGCAAAAUAGUUCUAAGCCCCAAUCACCAACUAUGAAUUCAAAGAAAGCAGCUGCUUUGGCACAUAUUAAUCUAGCUGAUAUGGAGACAGAAUGGGAUCUGCCGUUGAACAAACAGCUUCCUGCCCUGUUUACACAAGAACCGGAUAAAAACCCAUAUUACAAUACAUCUAAAAAGGUAUCGAAUCACUCAUACAGAAGCUCGGAUGAAAACUUGAGUAUUUUGAGUUCUUCAAAAAACCCCGACAACAAACUUAGAGGCACUGUUACCAGAGCAUCGAAAGACAAGUUCUACCUUACAGUACCCACAUCAGCAUUGAAACUAAAUGAAAAUCAGUAUUCUAAUAACAGUGGUGCUGAAAUGGGUGACAACGAAUCCAUUAAUAGUAACACAAACGAGAUUAUGUCUAUCAUGUCUUCGUCAUCUAUUAUAAACCAGCGUCGUUCCCCAUCUCCUGAUUUUAAUAAAAAUGCAUUAAAUAUGGAAGAACAAGAUUAUAAUCCAAGCGUUUACUCGUCAAAUUCAAAUAUGAAAUCAUUACUAAAAAAUAAUUCAAUAUACUCACUUGUACCAAUAUCUACUAGUUCAAAAGCACCAAAAUUAAUUAAUAAUUGCGCAACAAAUACUUAUGGAGCAAUAAAUAAAAGAAGUGGUGGUAAUGUGAAAUAUGAAGGUACUUUACCAGAUCUUAUCCCUAAUCAUUUAAGACAACAUUCCAAAGUAGAGAAACUGAAAAAUAAAUUUUUCAAGAGUCAUGAAGGUUACAAUACUGCUCACUCAACCACUGAUCUCCGAAAAUCAAUGAGUGUUACUUCAUUCGACAGUAAUUUGCAUGUUCCAAGUUAUUUAAGUCUUAAUAACAUAGUUGAAGAUCCAACCGGAAAAGAAAUUAUCAGAACUAAUCAGAACACUAAGUUGAAAACAACCAUGAGACGUGAUAAUGAAUCUGAUAAUGAGAAUGUUAAUAGAAAUGGUGUGUAUGGUAAUCCCAACAAAAAUAAAUCAUUCGAUGAAUUUGGAAAUCCGAUCAAUCCCACGAUGCAUGACUACGAUUUUGAUUCUAGUGAUGAAUUUAGUGAAUAUGACAAUGCUUCGGGAUCUGAUAACAAUGACAAAAUUUACAAAAAGAAAAUGAAACGUAGAGAACGUCUAAAGAGUAAAUUCAAAAAGACUACAGCUGUAAUUCCGUAUGGCCAUCACCAUAGUAAUAGCAGCCACCAUUAUUUAUCUCAUAUAACCAAUAAUGAUACUAGUACUGGAAAUAAUCAUUUCAAAGGGUUCAAUGAAGAUAAGCCAUGGAAAUCGCAUAAUGAUUCAUAUUACAUCACAGAGCAAGAAAGAAAAAGGUACGAGGGGAUGUGGGUAAGUAACAGGUUUCUUUACCUCGAGUUAUUACCUUGGUGGGGUUAUCUCACGGGUAACGAGACAGAACAAAGCACUAUCGGUAGUAACCCCAUAUUGGCAAAAUUGAAAUUCAAUAUUAAGGGACUACCCGAUGACGGUCUGAUGCUGAAUUUAGUCGCACAAGAUAUAUGGCUCAGAUCUUGUUUACCAAACGACAUAUUGAUGAACAUCUAUGACCUUGUAGAUUUGAGAAAUGACGGAACGCUUGAUAGAAAAUCGUUUAUUGUUGGGAUGUGGCUAAUCGAUCAAUGUCUAUACGGAAGAAAAUUACCUAAAUCCAUAGAUCAAACUAUUUGGGAUAGUAUUGAUAAGUAUAUGGUUAAUGCGUUAACUUCUGGUUCGACGAUAAAAGCAAUCAAGAAAAAUAAGAAAAAACUAAUUAAGAAAGAAAUCAAGUAUAUCAAGAAGGAAAUGAAGAGCAUCCAUAUAUAA
Tetrapisispora phaffii CBS 4417 is the source of this 2271-nucleotide messenger RNA. It is a transcript of the gene TAX4, whose product is annotated as Tax4p. The coding region runs from base 1 to 2271 and encodes 756 amino acids. The record is from RefSeq and is a predicted model, not a curated record. The transcript has a single exon. Gene Ontology annotation, molecular function: protein binding. NCBI's taxonomy places the organism in Eukaryota, Fungi, Ascomycota, Saccharomycetes, Saccharomycetales, Saccharomycetaceae.